This is a messenger RNA of Equus quagga, 421 nucleotides long. RefSeq names its product C-C motif chemokine ligand 27 (gene CCL27). NCBI's taxonomy places the organism in Eukaryota, Metazoa, Chordata, Mammalia, Perissodactyla, Equidae. The record is from RefSeq and is a predicted model, not a curated record. Gene Ontology annotation, cellular component: extracellular region. Gene Ontology annotation, molecular function: chemokine activity. The transcript is spliced from 3 exons. Gene Ontology annotation, biological process: positive regulation of T cell chemotaxis; immune response. The coding region runs from base 41 to 391 and encodes 116 amino acids.
GGUAGGGGAAGAGCAGAGAGAAGGAUCCAGGCUGAGCAGCAUGAAGGGGCCCUCACCUACCAGCAGCCUCCUGCUGUUACUGUUGCUCCUGAGCACAGACCCUACAGCAGCAAUUCUGCUGCCACCCAGCACUAGCUGCUGUACUCAGCUUUACCGACAGCCACUCUCGAGCAAGCUACUGAGGAAGGUCAUCCGGGUCGAAGUACAGGAGGCUGAUGGGGACUGUCACCUCCAGGCUAUCGUGCUUCACCUGUCUCAACGCAGUGUCUGCAUCCACCCUCAGAACCGCAGCCUGGCCCAGUGGUUUGAGCGCCAAAGGAGGAGGCUCCAAGGGAUUCUGCCCAACCUGAAUUUGGGGCUGACAGGGAAAAUGGGCCAGGGCCCCCAAUAGCCAAAAUAAUAAAGCAGCAUUGGAUAGUCA